UAGCCGCCUCCUCUGCAUCCUGCCCGCGCAUCCCAGAGCCCAGCCGCAUCCUCCGCCUCUGCCUCUGGCGGCUGCCAGCCUCCGCCUCGCGCCACCUCGGCCUCCCGCCGCCUCCGCCCCCGCGCCCCCGGUGGCUGUGCCUCGGCGGAGCCCUGAGGGGGCCUGUGGCUCGUCGGCCGCCCGCUCGGCUCGACUUGGCCGGGAGGCGUGCAUGCCCCUGCUGCCCGCGGCGUUCAUCAGCAGCAUGCUCUAUUUCCAGAUGGUGAUUAUGGCAGGGACGGUGAUGUUGGCGUACUACUUCGAAUACACGGACACGUUCACUGUGAACGUGCAGGGAUUCUUCUGCCACGACAGCGCCUACCGCAAGCCCUAUCCGGGCCCAGAGGACAGCAGCGCUGUGCCCCCUGUGCUCCUCUACUCGCUGGCUGCUGGCGUCCCAGUGCUCGUGAUAAUAGUUGGAGAAACUGCCGUGUUUUGCCUACAGUUAGCAACAAGGGAUUUUGAAAACCAGGAAAAAACUAUCUUAACUGGAGACUGUUGCUAUAUAAACCCACUGGUACGCCGAACUGUCCGAUUUCUUGGAAUUUAUACGUUUGGACUGUUUGCUACAGAUAUCUUUGUAAAUGCUGGGCAAGUGGUCACAGGCAACCUGGCUCCACACUUUCUGGCCUUGUGUAAGCCCAAUUACACAGCUCUCGGGUGUCAACAGUACACACAGUUCAUUAGUGGGGAGGAAGCGUGCACAGGCAACCCAGAUCUCAUCAUGCGAGCAAGGAAAACCUUCCCAUCCAAAGAAGCUGCCCUCAGCGUCUAUGCUGCCAUGUAUCUGACGAUGUACAUUACGAACACUAUCAAAGCCAAAGGCACCAGACUUGCUAAGCCUGUUCUAUGCUUGGGAUUAAUGUGCUUGGCCUUUCUUACUGGACUCAAUAGAGUAGCAGAAUAUCGAAAUCAUUGGUCGGAUGUGAUAGCGGGCUUUCUAGUUGGGAUAUCUAUAGCAGUAUUUCUGGUUGUGUGCGUGGUAAAUAAUUUCAAAGGAAGACAACCAGAAAAUGGGCACAUGCACAGGGACAGUGUGGCCCGGAUGCCGAUGAUCAACAUUCCUCGAGUAGAAAGCCCUUUGGAAAAAGUAGCAUCUGUGCAGGUGUUCCAAAACCAAUGUAUGGAAGAUGAUCCAGAAGGAACUUCACAGGGGAGGUCCUAUAAAGACUGCCUUGCCAGGUUCUUCGGCUGGAUAAUGGGGAUUAGCCACUGCGAACACCUCCAAUUAAGGCAAUAAACAACCACAUCACUGCCUUUGCGGAAGUCACAUGAUAUUGAAGCAGAUGGUUUUUCCCUGCACUGGACGUCAUCCCUCUUUACCAUCCAUUCAUAAGAAGGUUUAUUUGGUUACACGAAAAUUUAUAAAGUUGUCUGAGACUUUUUAUAAAUUUAAAACUCAAUAGCACCCUCUCUGCUCCACCCCCCUUGGUCCCCCACUAGACUGUGAGCUCCUCAAGAGCAGGACCAUGGCUUUCUUUCCUGUAUCCCCAACACCUACCACCUAGCACUAAGUGUGGGUGUUCAGUACAAACAUGAUGACAAAAAUGAACAAAUUUAAUUCUUCAAUAAAAUAGUCGCUUUAGUUUCUCAAAAGAAUCUCUGUGACUAUGUGAAAAGAAAUCUCCAUGUGGGUUAUAUUUGUAUAAAAGAGAAACCCUCUAUUUUGGACUCAUUAAGCCUUUUUAAUUUUUCAUAUCUCUAUUCAACAGUACAGCAUAUUUAAUUUGAAGUUAAUUUUGAAAGUCAUGGGGGCUUUUUUAUUAUGCAGCAUGACAUUUUUUUUCCAUUCUAACAGAUUUCAGCGUGUGAAAUCAUUUUACAUUUAGAAAGUAUGUCCUAUACUAAAUUGUUUGCUCAUUAUAUUAUUCUGUAUUUCACUUAAAAUACCAUUCAUACUACACAUUCUAAGACUGGUGCUUCUGCUUUUAAAGGGGAAAUUGCCAAUUUUUAUUGUCACUAAGUAAUGUAUCAUAAUUAAAAUUAUUUAUUUGGACUUUUUCUUUGACACUUGUGAUUUAAUGGUUGAGUUGCAGUUUUUGAAAUGCAGCAAUAUUUGGAAUAGAUUAAGGCAAACCAGCCAUGAUACCAUAUUAUUGAGUAACUUUCCAUCAUUAACAGUGUCUCAAGAUUGGCUGUAGUCCAAUCAUAAGCUUUCUUACUGAUCAAGAAUUCAAAUAAUUUAAGUGGGAAGGAACUGCAUCUUACCAUACAAUUACAUAGAUGCUAGAAAUAUGAUUAAUGUAUUUUUGUAAUUGUCUAAUAAUUUAGUUAAUAUGUAUUUAUAUUUACUUUAUCAUUUGAUCCUCACAGUAAUCCUGUACAAAUAUUGAAAGAUGGCUUUAUUUACACACAAGAAAAAAUGAAGCCAAGACUGAUAACAUGCCCAAUCCCAUACCUCUAAUCAAGCAGAGAGAAAAAAAGCUGAAAUUCAGAAUUACUCUGAAUUUGCAUUUUUCCCCUUAAAUAUGCCACAACUGCCUCAACAUUCAUGACAUUGAGGCCUUAUGAGGCCAUAAGAGUCCUGAUAAACUACCUAUGUUAAAAAAAAAUAAAGAAAUGCCGAGAUAGAGUUACAGAAAGUCUGCAGUAUUUUAAAUGUUUACCUUAUAUCAAUGAACAUAAACACAUUUUUCAAACACAGAGCUAUCUAGGGUUCUAUUCAUAAUUCCAGUGUCUGGAUGUGAGGCUCUUUGUAAAAGGGAAGCCCAAGUCCAGUGUCUUCAUUCUGUACCUCAGCUGCCAUUCAGGAAAGAGGCCAGGGGACCAACUUUACAGUACCCGCGUGGAACUAAAAAGAAAGAAUAGAAGGAGAAUCAAGCAAAGAGUCAUUUGGCAUCUCUAAAGCUAACCCAAGAUACUUUGACUUAUAUGUGUGGAAACUGAUUUAAAAAAAUCUUUCUAGUCUUGAAAAAUAGUUGAAAGUAAACAACUAAUUUACCCUCUAAUCAGCAAAUAAUUAAAACCAAAGAGUUGUCCGUUACUUACAGAUGGAUUUCAUUUGUCCAAUUCCAAUCCUGCAGGAGUCAAAACACUUCCACUAAGAGCCAAAUAAAGAAAUUCCCUUUUUAUAAAAAUUGAAAUCUCUACAGCAAUUCAAUUCUUUUGGCAAUUUAGAACUAGCUUUUGUGUCUUGACCUUUUAAAGGCAUUGUUUUAGAAAGCGUUAGAAAUGGGCAGUUCGGUUCUGGAAUAAAGGGUAUGAGCAUAAUACCAAGCAAAGGCCGGGUGGCUAGUUGGGCUUCUACAGUUGUUUAAUUCUGGUGGUUCUACAGCCACUUUAGAAGGACCCAAGAAAGAAUGGUUUUCCCUUGGAAACUAUUAUAUAAAAACGUCAAGGUCAGUGAAGAUUUUUUUGCACCUUCCUAAACCUGGUCACUCUAAAAGAGUUAUGAAUUAAAGAACGAAACAGUAUCAGAGUGAAAAUCACUCCUACUAUUUAAGCAUCAAUAAGGUUGUGCAAUUAUGAAAUCCAGGAAAAAUUAAAGUUGAGUGAGAACAAACCAAACUCAGCAAAGAUUACUUAACCAUGAUGCUAUUACUGAGAAUAAUAGAAAAUAUAUUUGAGAAAAUCGUUAAAACCAUGACAACAGCUGGUGUUCGGUGGUGCAGCACUUGCUGAGCAUGCACAGGCCCUGGGUUCAAUCCGCAGGACUUGUAAAAGAAAGCACUAAUCUCAAAAUAUACAUAUGUACAUACAUAGUCUAGUAAAAGCAGGUAAUCCCAUACAUUUCCAAUAGAGACCCUCAUUUUUAUUCCUCUUCCUUCGGGCCCACGUUAGUGUAAAUUGUUCCAACUGAAACUUCAGUAGCCUCUGUUUGCAUGGCAGAAAUUCCGCACAAGUCUUAUCCGAUGCCUAAGGUAACUUAAAAGGGUCUUUUAUGUUAAAAGAAAAGUGAACCUUCUUUGACAGACUUUGUCUAUUCAAC
Molecule: messenger RNA, 3967 nt
Organism: Alexandromys fortis (reed vole)
Lineage: Eukaryota; Metazoa; Chordata; Mammalia; Rodentia; Cricetidae
Gene: Plppr5
Product: phospholipid phosphatase related 5
Exons: 7
Coding region: 212-1279 (355 amino acids)
Biological process (GO): phospholipid dephosphorylation; phospholipid metabolic process; signal transduction
Cellular component (GO): plasma membrane
Molecular function (GO): phosphatidate phosphatase activity
Source: RefSeq, a predicted model, not a curated record